This is a messenger RNA of Gambusia affinis (western mosquitofish), 2879 nucleotides long. RefSeq names its product bridging integrator 2a (gene bin2a). NCBI's taxonomy places the organism in Eukaryota, Metazoa, Chordata, Actinopteri, Cyprinodontiformes, Poeciliidae. Gene Ontology annotation, molecular function: phospholipid binding; protein binding. Gene Ontology annotation, biological process: plasma membrane tubulation; phagocytosis, engulfment; podosome assembly. The coding region runs from base 250 to 1665 and encodes 471 amino acids. The transcript is spliced from 13 exons. Gene Ontology annotation, cellular component: podosome; plasma membrane; phagocytic cup. The record is from RefSeq and is a predicted model, not a curated record.
ACAGACAGACAGACGUACAGACAGUGCAGAAUUACAGAAAUUAUGGUGUGUAGCUCCACUUGUUGCAGGGCAAGGCGUGUCUAAUAAAUCUUUUACCCAGAGCGCUGUAGGCAAUUGGUUCCAAAGUUCAUAGCAGAGCGAAGAACAAGAAAAGGACGAGUCAGAAGAAGUGUCAAGGUGAUCCGUCAGUGGGGAAAUAUAUAUACUUUUUACAGCUAUUAACAGGAAUAAACACGGGGAACCUCAAACAUGGCAGAGAGCACAAGUCCAAAAGGCAACUCGGGUGUUUUUGCUAAAAAAGUGCAAAGACAGCUGAGCAGAGGCAAAGAAAAGGUGAUGCAAAGGCUUGGAAAGUCGAUGGAGACGAGAGAUGAUCAGUUUGAACGCUCCCUCCAGAUGUUCAACGACCAGCAGACAGACGGGAACCGGAUAUACAAGGACUUACGGAACUACAUUAAUGCAAUAAGAGACAUGCGUGAAGCGUCAAGACGCCUCUCUCAGUCUCUGUUUGAUGUUUAUGAAAGCGACUGGGCUGGAGAGGAAGACCUGGGAGCCAUUGUUGAGGGCGAGGACCUCCUGUGGAACGACCACGAGGUGAAGCUGUUGGACCAGGCCGUCCGCACCAUGGAGUCCUACGUGGGACAGUUCCCAGAUAUUCGGGAGAAAAUUGCCAAGAGGGGAAGGAAACGGGUGGACUACGACUCGUCCCUUCACACCCUGGAGUCUCUGCAGACCGCCAAGAAGAGGGACGAUAUCAAGAUAAGCAAGGCAAAGGAAGAGAUGCUAGCUGCCAAAAACGUCUAUGAUGGGAUCAACAAUGAGCUGAAAGAGGAGCUGCCUGUCCUCUAUGACAGCCGCAUCGGAUGUUACGUGGCUGUCUUCUCAGCUGUGUCUAAUUUACGAGACAUCUUCUAUAAAGAAAUGAGCACGCUCAAUCUUGAUCUGCAGAGUGUGAUAAAAGAGCUGCAGGCUCAGCAUCCUGACAAAACGUUUGCUGUGAGGGGGCUGCAGAGGUAUGGCUCCCUGAAGAGACGGACUCUGCUGUCCCCCAGGGCCUGGAAGGCCAGUUUUUCUGAAUUUCACCUGACCUACAAUCCCAGAAUGAGCCAGCGGUCCAGUCUCAGGUCUCCGGAUAAACCCCGCCACAGCAGUCUGUCCAGAGAGAGCAGCACACUCGGCUUCUCCUCUCGGUCGUCCACCCUGAACAAAAGCCUGACCGAAUCCAGAGAGCUGGACACGACUUCCUGCCACUCCGAGAACCAAAGCUCUGUGGCGCAGGAGGAAGCUGGAGCGGGAACAUCUGGGAAAGAGAAGUCCGGAGCAGCCAGUGGUCAGGGGGAAGAGGGGAAAAGCUCUGAAGAGGUAGAAGGUAAAAAAGAUGGAGAAAAAGCUCCACCAAGUGAGAGCAGCUCUGAACUGAACAACUCCUGUGAGUCUGAGAGCUUGGAGCUGCAGCUGUCCGCAGCCCAAAGCGAAACGCUGCACAUCGAAGAAGAAGAAGAUGAAGAUGAUGACUCUGCCACCCUCGACUCCCAGAAAGCAAACGGUCUAAAGAACGGCGACGUUAGUGGAUUGAACUCUGACACCAGCGAACUGCGCAUUCCUGACAAGGAUGGUGCUGGAGGAAAACAAACGCCCCACGACUCAAAAAUCACAACGGUUUAAAGAAGACUGAAAACGACAGCUGGUCAAGAGGCAAAAAUAAAAAGGAUGAAGAUAGCCGGGCAGACGAGCCCAGCUGUUGUUUCUUUGCUGUUAGUUUUCUCAUUUAUCUUUCAAUCAAAUCAAGUUUGCCCCAGAAAGAGCUUCUAGUUUUAAUAAAAACAAACCAAACAUAAAGCGUUCUUGAAUAAUGAGUUUAUUAGUAUAAUUGCACAAGGUGGCACAUUGUGCCUAGCUUCUGUUAUUAGAAGAAACUGAACUAAACUCAUAAUUUUUAGGUUUUUACUAACUGUAAGGCCAAAGCCAAAGCGAGAUAAGUCAAGAUUGUCAGGGAUUAAUGACGUCUUACACAUUUAAUCAUAUGUAGAAACAUUUUUAACAUUUAUUACUAAAGAAAUCUUACAAGUUAGAGUUUGCAGUGCAUCUGUAUGUGUUGUGUUUGGCUUAAUAAGAGCUGAAAUUGCUUUUUAAAUUUGUAUAAUCCAUGUAAAGUAUUGUGUAAAUGUGUACACCUUGAACUUUUUCACAUUUUGGCCACAUUACAACUUUUAAUUUCUUUGUUUUUAUUGCAGCUUUGCUGUGAUAGAUCAACACAAAUCUGGACAUAAUUGAGUAGUUAAUGAUGAAAAUCAACACAUGGUUUUAAUUUUUUUUCUACAGCUAUGCAUGGACAAAAAAUAAAGCUGUAAUUGCUCAAACUUUAUGUUGUCACAGAUUCUCUAUUCAAUGUACAACUGGAGUUUGACAGAAUCAAUCUGAAAGAUGAAAAUGCUUCAAACUGAAAAGCAUGUCAGGCUAAACAAGCCAUUUUGAGUGUUAAAAUGCAAAUUCUGGUUUCUUUUAAGAUUUCAAAUAAUAAUUAUACAUAUUUUAAUUGAAAAACACAACAAAACACACACCUGAAACACACUGCUUCCCUGUAUGGCAUAACGUAAACAUCAAAAAUAAGUCAGAUGAUAUCGAAAUAAGUCUGGAUUGUGAAGAAGUCAUGAUCACUUAUUCAUAGAAAUAUACCAUGGAAAUUCCCAGAUAGAUUAUUGUUUGUCCUUGAAACUCAUACAUUUAAAGAUGAAUAUAAAUUAAAAAGGCAGCGUGUAAGUAAAAAAUGAUCCAGAUUCAUACAAGAACACCAAAUUAGUGAGUCCUAUCUAAGCUGGCCAAAAUGCCAUGCAGCAAGGAAGAAGUCAUCACUCUUAAAGGUACUUGAAUAAAAGAUU